AUGCAUUCCAUUCCUCUCCCUCAACCCACUCCAAAGUUACACUCCACUUCUCCUUCUUCUGUUACAUGCAAAAUUCUUGUUAAACCUUCUAAGCCACCAAAAACACUGCCCGGAGUAGUAACUCCGCCGUUACCGUCGGUGCUGCCACCGCCACUGGUAGCUCCGGUGAACCCGGUUAGGAGGCGUGAACUGAACCCGGUUCAAAAGAUUGCUGCCUCGGCUUUGGACAUGCUGGAGAGAUCAGUUACGAAGCUGGAAAAGAAGCACGAGCUGAACCGGGAGGUUGACCCGGCGGUUCAGCUUCAGGGGAACUUUGCCCCGGUUCAGGAGUGUCCGGUUCAGCAUGGGCUCAAGGUGGUGGGCCGGAUUCCGCCGUGCCUGUCAGGGGUUUACGUUAGGAAUGGGGCUAACCCGCUGUUUGAACCGCUCACUGGGCACCAUCUGUUCGACGGUGACGGGAUGAUUCACGCCGUUACGUUGGGUCCGGGGAACGAAGCGAGUUACUCGUGCCGGUUCACGCGAACGAGCCGGUUGGUUCAGGAGUCGGCUUUAGGGAGGCCGGUUUUUCCGAAGCCGAUCGGGGAGCUGCAUGGCCACCUGGGCUUGGCUCGGCUCGGGUUGUUCUUCGCGCGAGCCGUGAUCGGCUUGGUGGACACCUCGAGCGGGACUGGCGUGGCUAAUGCCGGCUUAGUCUAUUUCAACAACCGGCUCCUAGCCAUGUCGGAGGACGAUCUACCCUACUGCGUCCGCAUCAAAGAAAACGGUGACCUCGAGACAAUCGGACGGUUCGCCUUCCACGAUCAAAUCAACGAUCCCCUCAUAGCCCAUCCCAAAGUGGACCCCACCACAGGAGAUCUCUACACUCUCAGCUACAACGUGCUGAACAGACCUUUCCUUAAACUCUUCAAGUUCGACACGUGCGGCCAAAAGUCACGUGACAUACCCAUUUCCCUCCCAGACCCAACCCUCGUCCACGACUUCGCAAUCACCCAAAAUCACGUGAUCAUCCCGGACUACCAAAUUAUAUUCAAGUUAUCCGAGAUGAUCCGGGGCGGGUCGCCUGUAAUCCACGACCCCAAUAAAGUCUCCCGCUUCGGAGUCUUACCGAAAUCCGACGCCGACGAGUCGAAUAUCCGGUGGGUCGAGGUCCCAAACUGUUUCUGCAUGCAUUUAUGGAACGCAUGGGAAGAAGGAGAAGAAACCAUGGUGAUAAUCGGGUCAUGCAUGACGCCCGCGGACGCCAUAUUUUCGGGCGGAAACGACCCAUUAAAAACCGAACUAUCCGAGAUCCGGCUAAACAUGAAAACCGGCGGGUCUACCCGGCGGGUCAUCGUGUCCGGGAUGAACCUAGAAGCAGGGCAAAUAAACAAGAAACUAGUUGGCCGGAAAACGCGAUACGUGUACAUGGCGAUAGCGGAGCCAUGGCCGAAAUGCAGCGGGGUGGCGAAGGUGGACUUAGAGAGCGGAAAGGUGACGGAGUUUAGGUACGGCGAAGGAAUAUACGGCGGGGAGCCGUGUUUGGUGGCGACCGGGGAAGAAGAGGAGGAGGGGUAUCUGAUGAGCUUUGCGAGAGAUGAGAGAAAAGGGAGAUCGGAGUUGGUGAUAGUGAAAGCGUCGAAUAUGAAGAAGGUGGCGUCGGUAAAGCUGCCGAGGAGAGUACCGUAUGGGUUUCAUGGUACAUUCGUUAGUUCGGAAGAACUACGUAAACAAAGGUUAGAUUAAUUAAACGUAGAAUGCAUGCAUGCAUGCAUGCAAAUUAAUAUAUGUGGAUGGCAUGCUGCUGUAAUUCUUUAUGUAAUUAAUAAUAGUCUUA
Messenger RNA from Ipomoea triloba (trilobed morning glory), 1813 nucleotides. Its product is annotated as 9-cis-epoxycarotenoid dioxygenase NCED6, chloroplastic. Gene Ontology annotation, molecular function: carotenoid dioxygenase activity. Gene Ontology annotation, cellular component: chloroplast stroma. Lineage: Eukaryota; Viridiplantae; Streptophyta; Magnoliopsida; Solanales; Convolvulaceae. Gene Ontology annotation, biological process: carotene catabolic process. Bases 1 to 1722 code for a protein of 573 amino acids. The record is from RefSeq and is a predicted model, not a curated record. The transcript has a single exon.